CUUCCUUGCCACUCACCUCACCUUGGCCAUCCCCAUCAUUGCAGCCGUCCUCUUCUUCUUUGUCAUCAGCUGCCUGCUGCAGACCAGCUUCAGAGACCCAGGUAUCCUGCCCAGAGCCACCCCCAGUGAGGCUGCAGACCUGGAAAAGCGGAUUGACAGCAUGGGCACCUCCACGUACCGCCCGCCCGCCCGCACGAUGGAAGUGGUCAUAAACAAGUACGUGGUGAAGCUCAAGUACUGCUACACCUGCAAGAUGUUCCGCCCUCCGCGUACCUCUCACUGCAGCGUCUGUGACAACUGUGUGGAGAGGUUUGAUCACCACUGCCCCUGGGUGGGCAACUGCGUGGGGAAGCGCAACUAUCGCUACUUCUAUGCCUUCAUCCUCUCCCUCUCCUUCCUGACAGCCUUCAUCUUCGCUUGUGUCGUCACCCACCUCACCCUGCGCUCUCAGAGAGAUGGAUUCCUCACCACUCUGAAGACAACACCUGCAAGUGUGCUGGAGCUGGUGAUUUGCUUUUUCUCAGUCUGGUCUAUUUUGGGCCUCUCAGGUUUUCACACUUAUUUAGUUGCCUCCAACCUGACGACAAACGAAGAUAUCAAAGGGUCCUGGUCAAAUAAGAGGGGCUCAGAGUUUGCCAAUCCCUACAGCCAUAAAAGUAUCCUCACAAACUGCUGUGCGGUGCUGUGUGGACCAUUCCAUCCCAGUUUGAUAGACAGAAGAGGAUUUAUCCAGCCAGAUAUCGGGACCCCGUCCAGUCCUAAGAGUGAAAUCCCAUCCUUUGGAGCCAAAGCUGACACCAGCAUGGUAGGAGGCAUUCCCUAA
Messenger RNA from Nestor notabilis (Kea), 823 nucleotides. RefSeq names its product zinc finger, DHHC-type containing 18 (gene ZDHHC18). Gene Ontology annotation, cellular component: endoplasmic reticulum; Golgi apparatus. Bases 161 to 823 code for a protein of 220 amino acids. The record is from RefSeq and is a predicted model, not a curated record. Gene Ontology annotation, molecular function: protein-cysteine S-palmitoyltransferase activity. Gene Ontology annotation, biological process: peptidyl-L-cysteine S-palmitoylation; protein targeting to membrane. NCBI's taxonomy places the organism in Eukaryota, Metazoa, Chordata, Aves, Psittaciformes, Psittacidae. The transcript is spliced from 7 exons.